This is a messenger RNA of Sceloporus undulatus (fence lizard), 957 nucleotides long. RefSeq lists its product as uncharacterized. The record is from RefSeq and is a predicted model, not a curated record. Bases 30 to 662 code for a protein of 210 amino acids. Lineage: Eukaryota; Metazoa; Chordata; Lepidosauria; Squamata; Phrynosomatidae. The transcript is spliced from 2 exons.
GAAGGGGCCUGGAUGAGGAGACGCCAGGGAUGGUGGCUAUUGCCCUCCCCAAAGCCUCUCCUCGGCCAGGCCCCUUCCCUGGGGAAAGAGCCGGGCGGAGGAGAGGCCGGGGAUGGCGAUCGCCCUCCCCAAAGCCUCUCCUGGGCGAGACCCCUUCCCUUGGGAAGGAGCCUCGUUCAGGGGAUGCUGAGGACGGCAAUCGCCCUCCCCAAAGCCUCUCCUGGGCGAGACCCCCUUCCCUUGGGAAGGAGCCUCGCUCAGGGGAUGCUGGAGACGGCAAUCGCCUUCCCCAGAAGGCUCUCCUGGGCGAGACCCCUUCCCUUGGGAAGGAGCCUCGCUCAGAGGAUGCUGGGAAGGGCGAUCGCCUUCCCCAGAAGCCUCUACUGGGUGAGACCCAUUCCCUUGGGAAGGAGCCUCGUUCAGAGGAUGCUGGGGACAGCGAUCGCCUUCCCCAAAGCCUCUCCUGGGUGAGACCCCUUCCCUUGGGAAAGAGCCUCGCUCAGGGGACGCUGGGAAGGAUGAUCGCCUUCCCCAAAAGCCUCUUUUCGGCGAGGCCCUUUCCUCAGCAAAGGGACCUGGCUGAGGAGACGCCAGGAGGAUGCGCGAUCACCCAAAAGCCUCUCCCUUUCUGGGCUUCUUUUGCGAGUCCACGGGUCAUAUGAAAAUCCAUAUUUUUGGCCCCAAAAGUUGACCUUGACUUAUACAUGAGGUCGACGUAUACACAAGUAUAUACGGUAAUGUGUGUGGGAGGGGACCUUUCCCAAGUCUUUAGUCAUGCUGUUAGUGACAGUAAGAGAUCUCCUUCCCUACAAGUAUGUUAUUCCUCACUAGGCCAAGGUGGCUGUAGAUGUUAGUGUUCAAAGAAAGUAGAGUAUGUUCUUCACUUGGGCAGAUGGGAUCAAUAGCUUUCUGCUAGAGAAGCAAGCGCUAUCUAGUAUCAUCUUCCACUUUUUCCCU